Epithele typhae is the source of this 651-nucleotide messenger RNA. RefSeq names its product Der1-like protein. Gene Ontology annotation, molecular function: misfolded protein binding; ubiquitin-specific protease binding. Bases 1 to 651 code for a protein of 216 amino acids. Gene Ontology annotation, cellular component: Hrd1p ubiquitin ligase ERAD-L complex; endoplasmic reticulum membrane. Lineage: Eukaryota; Fungi; Basidiomycota; Agaricomycetes; Polyporales; Epitheliaceae. The transcript has 6 exons. Gene Ontology annotation, biological process: endoplasmic reticulum unfolded protein response. The record is from RefSeq and is a predicted model, not a curated record.
AUGCCUGUGGGGAUUGAAGCCUGGGUCACUCAGAUCCCACCCGUUACUCGAGCGUGGCUUAUUAUCUCUGUGGCGACCAGUCUGGCCGUGCAAACGCAACUGGUGACUCCACUUCAGCUGUAUUUCAGCUUCAAGGCUGCGUUCACGAAUAUGCAGCCAUGGCGUGCUUUGACCACGUUCUUUUACUUUGGGACGAUCUCUCUAGACUUCAUAUUCCACAUGUUCUUCUUCAUGCGGUAUAGUCGAUUGCUCGAGGAGUCUUCCUUUGCGAACAAGAAAGCAGACUACUUUUGGCUCCUUUUCCUCUCCGCCAUCAUGCUACUCGCACUCUCUCCUCUUGUCAAUCUCCCCUUCCUCUCCUCACCUCUCGCAUUUGUACCAAUCUACCUUUGGUCAAGACGACACCCCUCCACACCAAUCUCUCUCUUCGGCUUGGUGACGAUCACCGCCCCUUACCUCCCCCUCGCCCUGGUAGGCCUCGCGUGGCUGCUGAACGGCACCUGGCGCGCAGCGGCAGGCGACUUGCUUGGGUGCGCCGUUGGACAUGUAGGUUGGUUCAUGCGAGACGUAUGGGCACGGGAAAUGGUUGGCGGUCCCACCAUCCUGAGCGAUGCGCCAGAAGCGUUGAAACGACUACUAGGGGACAUCUAG